This is a messenger RNA of Linepithema humile (Argentine ant), 703 nucleotides long. RefSeq names its product inosine triphosphate pyrophosphatase. Gene Ontology annotation, cellular component: cytoplasm. The record is from RefSeq and is a predicted model, not a curated record. NCBI's taxonomy places the organism in Eukaryota, Metazoa, Arthropoda, Insecta, Hymenoptera, Formicidae. Gene Ontology annotation, biological process: nucleoside triphosphate catabolic process. Gene Ontology annotation, molecular function: nucleoside triphosphate diphosphatase activity.
GAAAAGUCAGUGUUACAGUGUUGUCAGCAUUGUCACUUCAGUUUUGUUGGUUAGGUGCAAGUUUUAACGUGAAACUAUUUCAAUUAAGAAGGAUGUCGAAACCUAUAAUUUUUGUCACGAGCAACGCAAAGAAACUAGAAGAGUUUAUUGCUAUUUUAGGAAAAAAUUUCCCUCGGCAGAUAACGAGCAAAAAAAUCGAUCUACCCGAAUAUCAAGGCGAAAUAGAUGACAUAUGUCGAGAUAAAUGUCGAGCCGCGGCGAACCUGGUGAAAGGUCCGGUGAUUAUCGAGGAUACCUGUCUUUGUUUUAACGCAUUGAAGGGUCUUCCGGGGCCUUAUAUUAAGUGGUUUCUUGAGAAGCUGGGCCCCGAAGGUCUCCACAAGAUGCUCGAUGGAUGGGAAGACAAAUCAGCGGAAGCGGUUUGCACAUUUGCCUACCAUUCCGGUGAAACUGACAACGAGGUGCUCCUAUUCCAAGGUCGAACUCAAGGCAUCAUCGUGAGUCCACGAGGUCCUAGAGAUUUCGGCUGGGAUCCUUGCUUUCAGCCGCUAAAUUACGAUAAGACCUACGCGGAAUUGCUAAAGGAAGAAAAGAAUAAAAUCUCUCAUCGCAGCAAGGCACUGGAAAAAUUAAAAGAUUAUUUUAUAAACAAUGACAAGAUAUAAUCGUAUUCGCACAAUAAAGUUAUUAUCUCUCCCAUGAA